UUUACUAGAGAACAAACUGAAUCUUUGCUGUGAAUUGGAGAUGAGGUUUAGUGGCUUUGUUGUUCUUUUCUUUGGACUCCACAUUACCCAUGUCACCUGCUAUAGUUCAGGACUUGUCAAUGUAGCAUGUGAAACUAUGACACCGAGACAUGCCAGCAACUCUCCUCAAACAAGUGAGCCGCCAUACACAGUGUCUGCAUCUAACUACUCAUUCAGCCCUGGAGACCACAUCACAGUUACCCUUCAAGCAAACCCAAAUGUAUUCUUCAAAGGAUUCCUUCUUCAGGCACGCUCUGUGCCAGGAAAUAAUAUUGUUGGGUAUUUUAAUGUGACGGACUCCAAUGCGCAGACCCUUAGCUGUAGUAACACAGAAGCCUCAGCUGUCAGUCACACCAGUGCCAUCAACAAGUCCAAUAUUUCAGUACUGUGGACAGCACCAAUGGCUUCUGGGGAUGUAAACUUUAGAGCCACGUUUGUCCAGUCAGGACCUAUGUUCUGGGUUGGGGUUGAAAGUCCUCUUCUUACAGUGGUAUCUAGUUCCAGCCCACCUACUAACUCCACCUCAGCUUUGCCAUCAUUGUCACCAACAAACCAUUAUGCUACCAGCAGCUCAAGUCCUUCAAACAUCUCUACUUCAACCUUGCCAUCGUCAACGUCAACGUAUUAUGUUACCAACAGCUCCAGCCGAUCGAACAUCACCACUUUCAAUUUCACUUCAGAUGCACCAACUAUGUCCCAAACGACUCUUCGUGUUGCUACCAGCCUUCCUCCCACUCAAAUAUCUAGUUCGUUAUGUGGCACACAGAAGGUUUGUUUCAGUAGCCCAGCAGAUUGUGACCCUUCCAAAAGUAUUAACUGCUUCUUCAUGUCCUCUUCUCCAGUCAAUGGUGGUGGAUAUCAGUUGGAGAUCAGUGGGCCAUCGGAUGGAUAUGUGUCCAUUGGGUUUUCAGAUGACAAAAUGAUGGGUAAUGAUGACAUUUAUAUCUGUGGUAUGAAUUCAGCUGGAGGGGUUGGAAUUCAACAUGCAUAUUCAGAAGGGAGAUCCCGACCUCUAACUCUAAACCUAGGUGAUGUGCAAGUUAAUCUGGCAUCGUAUAGUAGUGGGGUGAUGCAGUGUUCAUUUGUUUCAAGAAACAACAUCUCAACACAACAACCUUCUCAACAGACCAGGUCCCUCAACAGUUCAUAUUAUAUACUCAUGGCAUAUGGGGCCUCAAACAAUGGGCAGAUACAGUAUCAUGGCACAACUGGGACCUUCAUCAGUGACACCAAAGUAGAUCUUUCUGUGGCAUCUAAUGUGACAACUGCUUCAUUUGGUGUUAGCCCUUUGGUCAAGGCUCAUGGAUCCCUGAUGCUUAUUGCUUGGAUGACUACUGGUAGUUUGGGGAUGAUCUUUGCACGGUACAUGAAGGUCUCUGCCAAGCAGCUGGUGUUAGGCAAAGCUAUCUGGUUCCAGUCUCAUGUCGUUCUCAUGGUUCUUACGGUGGCUGCAACAAUAGCGUCCUUUGUUAUGGCCUUUGUACAGGCAAACGGGUGGAGCAAUUAUGCCAACAACCAUGCUAUCAUUGGGUGCAUCGUCAUGGGUCUAGCGUUCUUUCAGCCCAUCAUAGCUGUCUUUCGACCUUCACCUGAGAGCAGCCGGAGAGUCAUCUUUAAUUGGUUCCAUGUCCUCAAUGCCUUUGUGAUGAAAGUUUUGGCAGUGGCCAACCUGUUCCUGGGGUUUCAGUUAAUAAACGGCACAUCUGGCUGGAUGGUCAAGGUGAUGGGAGGCUUUUUGGGCUGGGGAGCUCUAAACGUAAUUCUCUUCGAGAUCAACGCAUUCCUGGCAAGGAAAGAAAAGAAGAAAACCUGGAAUGCUAAUGAAGACUCGGAAGGCUUGGUAAAAUAUGAGUUUUAUCUGCUGCCUAUUUACCUAUGUGGGAAUCUCGCAUUCUUGAUAGCACUGCUUGUGGGAAUCGGACAAUCAUAGGAUGAAGUCCUCAAAUCAGUUAUACACGAAUUCUGAACCUACAACUUGUGAAUUGCAUGACUUAUGAAGAAAAAGAGAAUUAAGCAUACAAAACAGAGGAGUAGGAAUUACUAAACACAUGUAGCUGCUUUGUUAUGGAUCAU
Messenger RNA from Spea bombifrons (plains spadefoot toad), 2112 nucleotides. RefSeq names its product putative ferric-chelate reductase 1. The transcript is spliced from 16 exons. Gene Ontology annotation, molecular function: oxidoreductase activity, acting on metal ions. The record is from RefSeq and is a predicted model, not a curated record. NCBI's taxonomy places the organism in Eukaryota, Metazoa, Chordata, Amphibia, Anura, Pelobatidae. Bases 41 to 1969 code for a protein of 642 amino acids.